CGGGCGGAAGUUGGAGCCUGUUUGCCACGGGAAGCUGGAGCGGGCGCUGCGGAGCUCGCGCCGUGGGACCCGUGGUCGGCGCGCUUACUCAGCCCACCUCCUCACUCUGCGCCGGCUGCCAUGAAAGACACGCUGGUGCUGCUGGGCCGUGUUCCGGCGCACCCGGACUCCCGCUGCUGGUUCCUGGCCUGGAACCCCGCUGGGACCCUGCUGGCCUCGUGCGGUGGUGACCGUCGAAUCCGUAUCUGGGGCACCGAGGGUGACAGCUGGGUCUGCAAGUCUGUCCUUUCCGAAGGCCAUCAGCGCACUGUCCGAAAGGUAGCCUGGUCUCCCUGUGGGAAUUACCUAGCCUCUGCCAGCUUUGAUGCAACCACUUGCAUUUGGAAGAAGAACCAGGAUGACUUCGAGUGUGUAACCACUCUUGAGGGCCAUGAAAAUGAGGUUAAGUCCGUGGCUUGGGCCCCGUCUGGCAACCUUUUGGCCACUUGUAGCCGAGAUAAGAGCGUGUGGGUCUGGGAAGUUGAUGAAGAAGAUGAAUAUGAAUGUGUCAGUGUCCUCAACUCCCAUACACAGGAUGUCAAGCAUGUGGUUUGGCACCCAAGCCAGGAGCUGUUGGCCUCUGCCAGUUAUGAUGACACAGUGAAGCUGUACCGGGAAGAAGAAGAUGACUGGAUAUGCUUUGCCACCCUUGAGGGCCACGAAUCCACUGUGUGGAGCUUGGCUUUUGACCCCAGUGGCCAGCGUCUGGCGUCUUGCAGUGAUGACCGUACCGUGCGCAUCUGGCGCCAGUAUCUACCAGGCAACGAACAAGGGGUGGCAUGCAGCGGCUCUGACCCCAGCUGGAAAUGCAUCUGCACUCUAUCGGGCUUCCACUCCAGGACCAUUUACGACAUCGCUUGGUGUCAGCUGACAGGGGCCCUGGCUACCGCUUGUGGGGACGAUGCCAUCCGCGUGUUUGAGGAGGAUCCUAGCUCAGAUCUGCAGCAGCCCACCUUCUCCCUGACUGCCCACUUGUGCCAAGCCCAUUCCCAAGACGUCAACUGUGUAGCCUGGAACCCCAAGGAGCCAGGGCUCCUGGCCUCCUGCAGUGAUGAUGGGGAGGUGGCCUUCUGGAAAUAUCAGCGGCCCGAAGGACCCUGAGCCUCCUUGACAGGACAGUCCUGGUUUCCUGGAAAUGUCCUAAGACUUUCCCAGCCUGAGAAGACCUGGAGAAGCAUCUGUGACUUUCAUUCAGCUUGGCUCACUUCUAUUCAGACUUGGCUACCCACAUAUAGAGCCCUUAGGGCUACUUACUCUUUCCCUCUGACAUGAGGGCCUCAGUGGAGCCUCAGACCUUCAGGACAUUGUUCUGCCAUAGAUUUUGCUUGCUCUAGGACAUGGUGUUAUACUUUGUGCGUGAGGGGGUGAAUAUAGUAUUUAUAAUUACUAUGCAUAUGUAGGAGUGUGUCUCAGCCCUUUCUCAAAUUGUAAGCUUUAUGGAAAUAAUCCAUCUUAAUCCAAAGUCCUGUUUAUAGAGACACUCAGUUUUUUAGAGUUCCAUCCUGAAUUGUCUGAAAUAGGCCUUGCAUUCUCAAUUUCUAGAUAAAUUCUUGCACUUAAGACAUUUAAUGUUGAAGGAACUUUUUUUUUCUUAGUGGAGGUUUAUGUAGAAUAAAGGGACACCUCUGCUUUCCCUUAGAAGCCCUUGCAUACUGCCCACACCAUUACACUGUGAGGACAACUGGGGGUGUGAGAGAAUAAAUGGAGAAAGACAUGAGGCCCAAAAGGGAAUUACUACCGGCCACAGGCUAUAUCUUAGCAGAUUGGUUCUUCCAUGGGGCCCAGAAACAUGAGAUGGAAGCUCAUGGCCCUCUGAAGGACCAUGGCACAGACGUCACCAUGCGUCUGUGGCGUCUAUUUUUAAGGUAGAGAAUAAGUAGAAAAUGAUGCCUGUCAAGGUCCCUUAGGGGAGCCAUCACAGAGCAGUGUGGAAGUGCUAUCUGUGUAAUCAGGUCUUCAGUAUCAACUUUUGGUGUGGGGGGGUUACCGGGGAUAGAACUUGGGACCUUGUGCUUGUGAGGCAGGCGCCAGAACCACUGAGCUAAAUCCCUGGCCCUUCAACUUGUCUUCUGAAAAAUGGCUGGGGAGAGGGUGUCUCCAAGGCAACAGCUUUCACUUCAUUUUCUGCCCUGUAGGAAUCAUGUCCUUAGACUGGAGAGAGCUGGCCCAGCAUCUGGAGUAAUGGUUCUCAUGAACCCCAGAUCCCUGGCAUCCUGAGGCCCAUUUGGGGUGGCACUGGGGUGAUCAAGGCCAUGACAAAUUAAUUAGUAGUCCGAGACUUUACUGCCUCGCAUGUACAGUAGAAACAUUGCCAGCUUCCUUGACCAUGUCCUUGACAAGCAGUACCUGAUUAAUAAAUGUUGAGCCUGAACAUCUCUAGUACACUGAGAAAAUAAGGACCACUGACACUUCUGCAAAGAUGAAUGGAAAAGCAGGUGUACAGCAGAGUCAAAGAUGAGUUAGCUAUGCCCUUUUUACUAGAGAGAACAAAUGGUAUUCAGACUUGGCUCUGGUUGACCUUUUCUGGAAAAUGAGCAGAAGGAACCUUUCACCAAUAAGUGUUCACUGCCAAUGAUAAAAUCCAAGCUUAAAAGCCAAAAUUAGAAUUUCUGAGGGGCCAGGAAUUUAGCUCAGUGGUUCCGCCACCUGCCUCCCAAGCACAAGGUCCCAAGUUCAAUCUCUGGUACCCCCCCAAAAAAAUUUUUUUAAAAGCUAUGUCACCACCAUGAGCUUUGCUGGUGGUGAUAUUCAUGAAUGUGACUUGUGAAUAAUGAAAUGCAUUGACAUUUGGAGGAUUACUUAAUUCAGUGAAUCAACAUUUUCCAAAUAAUCAGUUAAAAAAUCAGGCAAGAGAUUCACUCAAAGUCUGAGGCCAGUGGGUUCAGUUAACAGUACAAGGUGCACAGGUAAAGUUUUAGAUUCCAUCAUUGCCUUUAAGUAACUACCUUGUGUAGUCUUGGUGUAGUAUCCAAGGACAGCCACAGUUAGCUGAAAUGGCUACUUAAAAACUCCCUUUUGGGCCACGGAUUUAGCUCAGUGGUUCUGCUGCUGGCCUCGCAAGCACAAGGUCCCAAGUUUGAUCCCUGGUACCAAAAAAAAAAAAUCCCUUUUCCAGGCUGGGGAUUCAGCUCGGUGGUACUGCUGCCUGUCUAACAAGCACAAGGUCCUGAGUUCCAUCCUCUGUACCAAAAAAAACCAAAAAAACCUUUUCCAACUCUGUGAAAUCAAUUCAAGCCACAUCCAACAGAUUGACUGUACAAGCAGCUCUGAGAGCCUCAACUGUCUUAUGUUAAUCCAGACCUUAGCAUGACUGCAAAAUUGUUAACUACUCUUCUCCCUGGAUUGGUUUUGGAAGUUAUUUUUCAAAAAAGAUGUUAACAUAAAGUUUUAACAUAGUACCUAUAUAAUGUAGAUAAUAAAAGAUUUGGAGUCUUAA
Heterocephalus glaber (naked mole-rat) is the source of this 3475-nucleotide messenger RNA. It is a transcript of the gene Ciao1, whose product is annotated as cytosolic iron-sulfur assembly component 1. NCBI's taxonomy places the organism in Eukaryota, Metazoa, Chordata, Mammalia, Rodentia, Bathyergidae. Gene Ontology annotation, cellular component: cytosolic [4Fe-4S] assembly targeting complex. Gene Ontology annotation, molecular function: protein binding. Gene Ontology annotation, biological process: iron-sulfur cluster assembly. The record is from RefSeq and is a predicted model, not a curated record.